UCACCUUCUUCUUAUAUAUAGAUAGAUUACAUUACAUUACCCACCAAACCAUAACCAAAUUUAAACCUCACCAGACACUCCUCACUCCUCUCACCUUCACUUCUUAAAUUCUUACACUCUUCUCCGACUCUCAAGGGAGUGGAAUCUCUAAAAGGGUGUUGGUGAAGUUGCUUCUUUUCUUUGUUCACAAACUAAAACUAUGGCUGGGACUGGGUUGUUUGCAGAGAUUUUGGAUGGAGAGCAUGUGUACAAGUACUAUGCGGAUGGGGAAUGGAAGAAGUCAACUUCUGGGAAAACUGUUGCUAUCAUCAACCCAACUACAAGAAAGACUCAGUACAAGGUUCAAGCCUGUUCACAAGAAGAGGUAAAUAAGGUCAUGGAUUUGGCAAAAACUGCACAGAAAUCAUGGGCAAAGACUCCACUUUGGAAGAGAGCAGAACUCCUUCACAAGGCAGCUGCUAUCCUCAAAGAGCAUAAAGCCCCAAUUGCUGAAUGCCUUGUAAAAGAAAUCGCAAAGCCAGCUAAAGAUUCAGUAACUGAGGUUGUGAGGUCUGGGGACCUGGUUUCUUACACUGCUGAAGAAGGGGUUAGGAUUCUGGGGGAGGGAAAGUUCUUGGUCUCUGAUAGUUUCCCUGGAAAUGAGAGAACCAAGUACUGCCUCACUUCUAAGAUUCCACUUGGGGUGGUUUUAGCCAUUCCCCCAUUUAACUAUCCUGUCAACCUUGCUGUGUCAAAGAUUGCUCCUGCACUGAUAGCUGGAAACUCCAUUGUGCUCAAGCCUCCAACUCAGGGUGCUGUUUCUGCUCUCCAUUUGGUGCAUUGCUUUCACUUGGCUGGUUUUCCCAAGGGUCUUAUAAACUGUGUCACUGGGAAAGGCUCUGAGAUUGGAGACUUCCUUACUAUGCAUCCUGGGGUGAACUGCAUAAGCUUCACUGGUGGAGACACAGGAAUUGCAAUUUCAAAAAAGGCAGGCAUGAUUCCUCUUCAGAUGGAAUUGGGAGGAAAGGAUGCCUGCAUUGUACUUGAGGAUGCUGACCUAGAUUUGGUAGCAGCAAACAUAAUAAAGGGGGGCUUUUCUUACAGUGGCCAAAGAUGCACAGCUGUUAAGGUUGUCUUGGUGAUGGAAUCUGUGGCUGAUUCCUUGGUUGAGAAAGUGAAGGCUAAAGUGGCAAAAUUGACUGUUGGGCCACCUGAGGAUGACUGUGAUAUCACUCCAGUGGUGUCAGAGUCAUCUGCCAAUUACAUUGAAGGAUUGGUUAAGGAUGCUAAAGAAAAAGGAGCUACAUUUUGCCAAGAGUACAAAAGAGAGGGCAACCUUAUCUGGCCUUUGUUGUUAGAUAAUGUAAGGCCUGAUAUGAGGAUUGCAUGGGAAGAACCAUUUGGACCAGUUCUGCCAGUUCUUAGGAUCAAUUCUGUAGAAGAAGGAAUCCACCAUUGCAAUGCUAGCAAUUUUGGACUCCAGGUAUAAAUUUCUUUUAUUUUCU
Molecule: messenger RNA, 1484 nt
Organism: Quercus lobata
Lineage: Eukaryota; Viridiplantae; Streptophyta; Magnoliopsida; Fagales; Fagaceae
Product: NADP-dependent glyceraldehyde-3-phosphate dehydrogenase-like
Exons: 7
Coding region: 200-1468 (422 amino acids)
Molecular function (GO): lactaldehyde dehydrogenase (NAD+) activity
Source: RefSeq, a predicted model, not a curated record